Molecule: messenger RNA, 4080 nt
Organism: Gymnodraco acuticeps
Lineage: Eukaryota; Metazoa; Chordata; Actinopteri; Perciformes; Bathydraconidae
Product: atlastin-2-like
Exons: 14
Coding region: 41-1882 (613 amino acids)
Biological process (GO): endoplasmic reticulum organization; protein homooligomerization
Molecular function (GO): GTP binding; GTPase activity
Source: RefSeq, a predicted model, not a curated record
CUCAUCUGACGUCACACACGUUAGAUUUGAGCAGUCCAAGAUGGCGGAGGUGAGCGGGUUGAGGAGCAGAAAUCACUUCGAGCCCAACUGCAAAAGCCGAGUCGUUGACGAAGGCUUGAGUGGUGUGGAAGAUGUCCACAUUGCACGGCAAAAGAAGAGGCCUCCUUUAGCCCAGCCCGAAGACCUGGAGGAUGAUUUCCCCCCCAGGACCUCGGCCUCAAACUCGGGCAAAAAUACACUCAUCAGCCCCUCACCAGAUGAAGAGACUCAGGAAGAAGAGGCCGCGAUGGAGGAACAGAAGGCCAGGCCCAUCCAGAUCGUCGUGACCAACGAGAACGAGCACAGCUUCGAGCUGGACGCCCCCGCGCUGGAGAGGAUCCUCCUGCAGGACCACGUCAAGGACCUGAACGUGGUGGUGGUGUCCGUGGCCGGAGCUUUCCGGAAGGGCAAGUCCUUCCUGCUGGACUUCAUGCUGCGCUUCAUGCACAGUCAGGGUAAGUCGUGGAUGGGAGGAGAUGAUGAGCCGCUGACUGGCUUCACUUGGAGAGGAGGCUGCGAGAGGGAGACCACAGGAAUUCAGAUCUGGAGCGAAGUGUUUGUGGUCGACAAGCCUGAUGGCAACAAGGUUGCUGUGCUGCUCGUUGACACUCAGGGAGCGUUUGACAGCCAGUCCACCAUAAAGGACUGUGCCACUGUGUUCGCCCUCAGCACCAUGACCAGCUCUGUGCAGGUGUACAAUCUCUCCCAGAACAUACAGGAGGACGACUUGCAGCAUCUGCAGCUCUUCACAGAAUAUGGCCGCCUGGCAAUGGAAGAGAUUUGUCUGAAACCUUUCCAGUCCCUGAUGUUCCUGAUUCGGGACUGGUGUUAUCCUUAUGAACACAGCUACGGACUGGAAGGUGGAAACCACUUCCUGGAUAGAAGACUACAGGUGAAACAGAACCAACAUGAAGAGCUGCAGAACGUGAGGAAGCACAUCCACUCCUGCUUCUCCAACAUCGGCUGCUUCCUGCUGCCUCAUCCCGGCCUCAAGGUGGCCACCAACCCCUACUUUGACGGCAGGCUGAAAGACAUCGAUGGGGAUUUCAAAAUGGAGCUGGCCAGGCUGGUUCCUCUCCUGCUGGCCCCCGAGCGUCUGGUGGAGAAGGAGAUCGGAGGAAACAAAGUCACCUGCAGAGAUCUCCUGGAGUACUUCAAGGCUUACAUAAAGAUCUACCAAGGGGAGGAGCUGCCUCACCCAAAGUCCAUGCUGCAGGCGACAGCAGAAGCCAACAACCUGACUGCUGUGGCAGGAGCCAAAGACAUGUACGCCAGGAACAUGGAGCAGGUCUGCGGUGGGGACAAGCCGUACCUCGCCCCAACAGACCUGGAGCGUUUCCACGAGGACUUUCGCGAGCACUCGGUGCGUCACUUCCGCUCCGUGAAGAAAAUGGGCGGCGAGGAGUUCUGCCAGCGCUACCAGAACCAGCUGGAGGGCGAGCUGGACGAGACCUUCUCCAACUUCACCAAGCACAACGACGGCAAGAACAUCUUCUACACGGCACGCACGCCCGCCACGCUCUUCGCCGUCAUGUUUGUCACCUACGUGGUCUCCGCGGUGACGGGCUUCAUCGGCCUCAGCACCUUGGCGGCGUUGGCUAACCUGGCGAUGGGCGUGGCGCUGCUGUCGCUCUGCGCCUGGGCGUACGUGAAGUACAGCGGAGAGUUCAGGGAGGUGGGGACGCUGAUAGACCUGGUGGCAGAGACCCUCUGGGAACAGGUUUUGAAGCCGCUCAGUGAACAUUAUAUGGAAGACAACGUCAGACAGACGGUGGUUAACUCUAUCAAAGCCAGCUUGACAGAAUCGGGCUCGCAGCGAGUCAGUGAGUUAAAGACUCACUGACGCUCUUCCUCCUCCUCCCCCCCCGCCAUGUGCACCGCUAAAUGUGAUCAAACCUAGAACUGUGGAACUAAUUCAACACCAAAGCUGAUCCUCUUUUAGCCCCUUCCCCAAAAAGUCCUCCAUCAUCUCAUCGCUGCCACCGUCUCUAUUUGCUGGACCUGAUGCUCUCUGUCUGCUCUACAUCGCCCCCCAGUGCCUCAGAGCAGACGCUGUACCUUUUAAUAUUAAGAGGACCGAGCAGAGAAGCCUCUCGCCAAAUCAGGACCUGAAGGCAUAUCCUCCGGUGUGCCAUGCUGUAAAAGAUGCGUCUUGUAUUGUAGGCACACGCGCGCGCACACACACACACACACACACACACACACACACACACACACACACACACACACACACACACACACACACACACACACACACACACACACAUUGUUGCUGGUAGCGUACUACACUCGCUUCAGAAUUGAGCUGUAAUUCAGGGAAAAUUGACAACGCUGUGGGCAGCUGUAAUCAACAAACGGAUGCAAAAUGAAACGGUUUUGUCCAUUUAAUAAUUUGUGUUGUCUUAUAGGCGGGAGCUCGAUUUACUUCAGUCUGUUAAUUAACACAUCCUACAAGCACAAGUAAUUUAGCGAAUAAUAAUGAGCUGACUCACGUGUGAAUUUUAUUAUUUGAUUCAGGAAACAGAUUUUUAUUGAUUCUACAUAAGUGAAAGUAAAUGUAAAGUCAUGUUAUUUACAAUCUGGAGAGGCAUGAACAGUCAUGUCUGUCCUCAGAAGAGUGCACAAAUCAAAGUACUUCACCUGCCUGCCUCCAUUCAUUCACUGCUCACACUCAGUUUGUCACCAGGUAACAUAAUCCCACUCUGGGCUCCGGUUGCUUCUGUCUCUCUUUCUCUAUUUUCUGAUUGUAAUCCUGAAGAGAACUAUAGGAAGCUGCGAGCCUCUCAGCUGAUUUUGACGUGUUUUUAAUUGUAGGACUGACGUGUUUUAUCUGGCCUUUAGUGUCCCGCAGCGGACCGCCAGUGUUUGACUCUGCAUGGUGUUAGGAGCUACUCUGUCAUAGCGCUAAACUAGCUAAGAGCUUUUAGGCAGCCAGGGAGGACCGACAUGUUGAACCAUUUCAUGAAAGCUGCACGAGCUCUAAAUGUUUCUCGUUGCAUUUUAAGGACUUUGAAUACACUUGGAAGCCUUCUUUUACUUCCAGGGAGUUAAAUUAAUAUAUUUUUAUUUAGUUCAAACUCCUAUUUCACAUUUCAUAAAGGAAUAAUUUACCAUUUUGGAUAAUAUGCUUAUUUGCUUCCCUGAGUCAGAGUUAGGUGUGAUUAUUGAAGCUGUUUAUAUGUUGGAUUGAAAAUAAAACUGCAGCCAAAAGCUAAUGCUGUUAGCUUAACGGGGUGAAACUUUCGAAAUUAAAUAAAUUGGCCUGUACCAGCACAUCCAAAGCUCGACAAUCCACAAUAUAUGUCCUGUCAGUUGAAUUUACAAUUUAAAUGUGUUAAGUAAGCUUUAGAUGUGUUGACCAUGUUUUACUUCUUUCUUUUGAACAUGCUAGCCGUUUCACCUUAAUGCUAAGCUAACUAGCUGCAGUUUCACAUUUACCUGACAGACACAAGACUAGUAGUAUCAAUCUUCUCAUGUUACUCAGGAACAAAGUGAUGAGUUUAUACUGCAAACAUUGUGAACUAUUCCUGUAACCGACGAGUUAAGAUUGUAUCCACUGCCUCUCUUUCUGGAGUCGGAUGAAUAUUUCGAUUUCUCCAAUACUGAUAAAAUAGACCUGGACCCAUCUUUAUUUCUGACUUGUUUCUCUGCUCUUUUCGUUGAUUCCAUCCACAUUUCUGAACUGUACAGCCUCUCUCUUUCUGUGAUCACAUAGUACAAAUCGGGCAUGUAUAUGUUGGAUUAAAUAUUUAAAUAAACUUUGUACAUUUUUAUAGUGAAUCAGUGGACAAUGGCUGUUUUUUUCCUUGAUCAACCUAACACCAGUCUGUGGUUUAAGAUGGAUAAGUUGCUGCUGUAGUAGGGUUUACAUAGUUUAUCUCCUUCUCGUUAGGACGGACGUUAUGUGGUGUGAAUAUUUUGAUUCUGAUAGGAAAAUGUUUUGAUUGUGACGAGUGGCUCGGAGACAAUGUCUGUCUGCCUUUUAAAGAUGUCUCCGGUAAUUUAUUUUUGAAUAAAAUGUUUACCUUAAGAAUAAAUCAA